UCUUUCCCUCCCCCCUCUCUCCCCCCUCUCACUCUUGGACGAUCACCAUUUAAUUUUUUUUCUCUCGUGCGGUUGUGCAUUAAUCAUUUCAUUCAUUUUGUGGGAAUUGACUGAAGAAUACAGAUGACGAUUUUGCAAAAAGGCUCGGUUUUGUUGGUUUCAACGGUGAUCUGGAGUGAGAUUUUCGUGUGCCUCUCAUCACCGUCAUCGCCCACUGUGCGGACGCAAAAUGGGUGGAUCAUCGGGACCACAACCACAACAAGAAUGGGUCGGAGGGUUGAUGCGUUUCGGGGUAUCCCUUUCGCAAAACCACCCUUGGGCUCACUCAGAUUUCAAGACCCAGAGCCUGCGGAAGCUAUAAAUGGAACCUUCCACGCGACUGAAGACGGUCCGGAGUGUGUCCAAAAGGCUAACAAUGAUCUUUCCCAGCUUCAAGUGACGGGCGACGAGGAUUGCUUGCGACUCAAUGUUUACAGACCGAGUGUGCGUUAUUUUUUUGAUGGUAUGGAGGAUGGCAUCAAUAGUUACUACAAUACGGAAACUCAAAGUUCGACGCAAACUUACAGUUCGCAGGGUGGAAAUGGUGAAGGUGAUGGUGGUGGGGCCUACUCGAAUCUACCAGUGUUGGUUUUCAUACACGGCGGUGGUUGGACCACGGGUUCGGACCAAAUGGACCUUUACGGACCUCACUACCUUCUGGAUUCCAGAUACGAUUUUAUUCUUGUAAUAUUCAAUUACAGGCUCGACGUUUUCGGGUUUUACUGUUCGGGUGACAAAGAAGCACCAGGAAAUUUCGGUUUGAAGGACCAAGUUUUAGCUUUGAAAUGGGUGAAGGAGAACAUCCGGGACUAUGGAGGCGAUCCUUAUAAUGUUACCAUUUUCGGUGAAAGUGUUGGUGGCGUGAGCGUCCACACUUUAUUUUUCGCUAAGUCGGCACAAGGGCUGUUUCAGAAAGGGAUCUCAAUAUCUGGGACGGUGGCUGCGCCAUUCGCCCAUUUGCCGGUGGCGUUCGUAAACUCGGCAACAGAGCGACUCGGCGAGAGAUUCAACUGUCCUUUGGAAAAUUCUUCUGCUCUUCUGGCGUGCAUGCAGGAGGUUCCUGCCUACGAGCUCAUCGAACAACAGCUCAACACAUCUCCGGUGAGCUCAGAAACAAGCAGCGUUUGUGCUCUUCUACAGACUGAAAAAAAGAACUGCGGGCGUCAAGUCCGGUUUUACUGUUCGGGUGACAAAGAAGCACCAGGAAAUUUCGGUUUGAAGGACCAAGUUUUAGCCUUGAAAUGGGUGAAUGAGAAUAUCCGGGACUAUGGAGGCGAUCCUUAUAAUGUUACCAUUUUCGGUGAAAGUGUCGGUGGCGCGAGCGUCCACACUUUAUUUUUCGCUAAGUCGGCACAAGGGCUGUUCCAGAAAGGGAUCUCAAUAUCUGGGACGGUGGCUGCGCCAUUCGCCCAUUUGCCGGUGGCGUUCGUAAGCUCGGCAACAGAGCGACUCGGCGAGAGAUUCAACUGUCCUUUGGAAAAUUCUUCUGCUCUUCUGGCGUGCAUGCAGGAGGUUCCUGCCUACGAGCUCAUCGAACAACAGCUCAACACAUCUCCGCCUGGUUACCCACCGUUCUUGGUGAUGACUUGGGCUCCAGUGUUGGACUACAAUAUCACCGCGGAUCCAUUCUUUCUCUCGAAUCCGACUGAGAUGCUCACUCAGUCCAAGUUCCCAUGGAUCAACGGCGCCACAACUUACGACGGUACUCCCUUGGCCGGCGAAAUUUACAGGUAUCCGAGAUUCGUUGAGCAAAUCAAAGCUAAUCCAGAACGGUAUCUACCGCAGCUACUGUUUCUACCACAGUUUAUACCUGAAGAGGACGUCCCAAAAUGCAUGGCCAGAAUUUCCGACUUCUACUUUGGUUUCCCGCCGCAAGUUACUCAAAAGUCAUUCACAAUUCUGAUGACGGAUGCGUAUUUCUACCAGCCUGUGAUACAAACGUCACCGCUCAACGGAGGACCAACAUACGCCUACCAAUAUGCAUUCCCUUACCGUCAUUCAACCUGGAACAACGUCUACGGUCCAAGAGACGUUAUCACAGAGAAACCUGGCCAUUCAGACAUCUUGCUAAACUUCUUUGAAACUUCUAAAUACUUUAAUCGGUCAACAGACACCCAGACUGAAGUAGAUGUUUCAGAGAGACUUGUCGACCUCUUCACUAGUUUCCUAAUCUUUGAGGGACCCACCCAGGAGAAUGUGACGUGGAAUACUGUGGGAUCAGAGCAGAAUUUCACUUACGAGUAUUUAGACAAGGAAUUCACUGAGCGACAAAAUCCAUAUCCGGAUAGAACCGAAUUUUGGAGACACCUCCGUUCUGACUUUCCCGGGCUAUACUAAGAAAAAUUACUUACUUGUUAAUUAAUUAAUCAAUUAUUGUAUAAGAAAAAUUAAGGCUGUGUUGGAAAUAUUUAUUCACCAUCGCAGAAGAAGUCGAGGUACGGCAAAAUUCGCAAUUUCACAAUAGUCACGCGAUAGAGUUACGUGGUUUUGCACUUUAGCCAUCAAUCUGAAUCUCUCACGCAACCACGCACCGCAGCACUAUUGCGCAAAACAAAAAGUGAGGUUUUAAGAAAAUUUGAUACAAUGUAGCAUUUCAUUAUUCAAAAGUCAUCUCUUUACUAGGACUCCAUUUAAGUUGCAAAAUUGAUGAAUGGAGUCCAAAUUUUUACAAGAAUAUUUCUGCUCAAUUUUCCCCAUUAAUUUUGCUGAUUUGUAAGGACACGCGGUUUCGCAC
Molecule: messenger RNA, 2773 nt
Organism: Bemisia tabaci
Lineage: Eukaryota; Metazoa; Arthropoda; Insecta; Hemiptera; Aleyrodidae
Source: RefSeq, a predicted model, not a curated record